Populus euphratica (Euphrates poplar) is the source of this 683-nucleotide messenger RNA. RefSeq lists its product as uncharacterized. The transcript has 2 exons. Bases 60 to 560 code for a protein of 166 amino acids. The record is from RefSeq and is a predicted model, not a curated record. NCBI's taxonomy places the organism in Eukaryota, Viridiplantae, Streptophyta, Magnoliopsida, Malpighiales, Salicaceae.
GUGGAAAACUAGCUGAGAUUCAAGGCUUGGAGAGUGUAGAAAACAAACCAGUCAUUCGCAUGGAAAACUGUAACAAUUUGUCAAACAAUUUUAAGGAGAUUCUUCUUCAGGUUUUGUCCAAGGGAAAGCUUCCUGACGUUGUUCUCCCGGGUAGCGAUGUACCGCAUUGGUUUAUGCAAUAUCAAAGAGAUAGAUCUUCCUCAACAUUUCGUAUACCACCCAUUUCAGAUGGUUUAAUUCCAGGACUAAUUGUAUGGACUGUCUAUGCAGCCAUUGAAGAAGGCAGAUGGACGAGGUGUUCUCUUUGUUCUGCUUCUAUCAGGAAAAAGAAAGAUGAUAAUGAAUUGUUUUAUAAACGACCGGACAUUUCUUCAAGGCACGAAGUCGAAGAUGGAGAUCGUUCUUGGAUGAUCUAUACCCUAUUUAGCAUGAUUCAAGGUGCAAUAGAAGGUGGAGAUCAUUCUUGGGUGAUCUAUAUCCUAUUUAGCAGGAUUCAAGGUGCAAUAGAAGGGGAAACGAAUUGGAAGUGUCUGUCAAGCCCGGCGAUAAUGCUAUUGUAAAGAAGUGUACUAUUGUAAGCAAGUUAUAAUUUUUAUUGUAUAACUUUAUUAAGGAAUUAGUUGGAUUAUAUAUUAGUUGUAUUAUAACUUUCAAUAUGAAUUUCAGAGAUUCAGAUUCAGAUC